GAACACCGAUGUGAGAUCAGGCUGAUUAAUCGAGCCCAGAUCAAAGCAGUGCAGUUUUAAUGAUGGCGUUCAGACGAGUUUUGCAUUUUGUGUUUAAAGUAGGAGACAGAAGCAAGACAGCUGUGUUUUACAGGGAUGUCCUUGGUAUGAAGAUUUUACGCCAUGAGGAGUUUGAAGAAGGCUGUAAGGCAUCGUGUAAUGGACCUUAUGAUGGAAAGUGGAGUAAAACCAUGGUGGGUUUUGGUCCAGAGGAUGAUCACUUUGUAGCAGAGUUGACAUAUAAUUAUGGAGUCGGACAAUACAAACUUGGCAAUGACUUUUUGGGUUUCACCAUACAGUCGAGUCAAGCUGUCAGUAAUGCCAAGAAGAUAGGCUGGCCUCUUACUGAGGUCGGAGAAGCGCUGUACGUGACAGAAGCACCUGGUGGAUAUCCGUUCUACCUGAUCGACAAAGAUCAGCCAGACUCUGACCCGGUUCAGAAAAUCACCCUGGCCGUCUCUGACCUGCAGCGUUCUGUACAUUACUGGUCCUCGCUGCUGGGAAUGAAAGUGAUGGAAAAAAGUGAGGAGAAGAAAAGUGUACUGAUGGGAUUCUCAGAAAGUCAGUGCAAACUGGAGCUACAGGAUAUCAGAGCUCCUGUGGAUCAUGGAACCGCUUUUGGCAGGAUUGCGUUUUCUUGCCCACGAGAGCAGUUACCUGAAAUUGAAGCUCUGAUGAAAAAGGAAAAGCAGACGAUCCUGACGCCUCUCGUCAGCCUGGACACUCCGGGGAAGGCAACUGUAGAAGUGGUCAUUCUGGCUGAUCCUGACGGACAUGAGAUCUGCUUUGUGGGAGAUGAAGCUUUCCGCCAGCUGUCUGCCUUUGACCCCAGUGGAAAUGAAUUGCUCAAUCAGGCCAUGGCUGCUGAUAAGAGCGACGAAUGGUUUGCAAAACACAAAAAGCAGAAAGCGUCAGCAUGAGUCUUUUAAUCUCUGCAGAAAAGUCAAAAUAGCAAAUUGAUUGUUUAUUUCUCCAUUUGAAAUUGUUAUCAGAAUUAAUAUCUGUUUGUCUGGGUUUAUGUGCUUGUGUUGAUCGGAAGUUCCAUGCGUCACAUAGAGAUUUAUGUUUGAUUUGUAUUUGUUUAUAAAAUUAUUCUGGAAAGAUUAAAAAUAUAAAGUGCUAAAAUCUCAAAGCUCUUGAGUUUUGCUAGUUUAGCAAAGCAUUAAGAAUAACGCUUGUUCCUCUGGCUUUAAUAAAUUUUGGACCUUGAUUUAAAAA
Messenger RNA from Tachysurus vachellii, 1257 nucleotides. RefSeq names its product glyoxalase domain containing 4 (gene glod4). The record is from RefSeq and is a predicted model, not a curated record. NCBI's taxonomy places the organism in Eukaryota, Metazoa, Chordata, Actinopteri, Siluriformes, Bagridae. The transcript has 9 exons. Bases 60 to 959 code for a protein of 299 amino acids.